Monosiga brevicollis MX1 is the source of this 4040-nucleotide messenger RNA. RefSeq lists its product as uncharacterized. The transcript is spliced from 24 exons. Gene Ontology annotation, molecular function: protein binding. NCBI's taxonomy places the organism in Eukaryota, Choanoflagellata, Craspedida, Salpingoecidae. The coding region runs from base 1 to 3636 and encodes 1211 amino acids. The record is from RefSeq and is a predicted model, not a curated record.
AUGAAGAUGGAUCGGUGGACGAUCGUCCUGGUGGCGGUGGCGAUCUGGUGCUUGGCAGUGGGCUCGCAUGGGCUGGGAUCAGCCGCCGAGCCCGAAUCGAGGCUGCGCCUGGGUAUGACCAACAGCUCGCGCCCCAACAUUGUGUUCCUCAUUUGCGAAUCCAUCGACGCCAAGACCUUUGACGAAGACUCGCCGGUGCCUCUGCCCAACAUCCGCAAGCUGAUUCAGCGUGGCGGUGUCUCGUUCAAAACCCACUACGUGUCGGCACCCGUGUGUGCGCCGAGCCGGACCUCGAUCCAGCAGGGACGGCAUGUUCAUCGCAUUCCACACGACCACAACGGCAUUCAGGUCAAUGGAGCUUGGAACAACUAUGAGGGCAUGGCGCCAGACUAUGACAUGAAGAUCGGUGACGUGCUCGGCCGCACCGGCUAUGAUGUCAACAUUCUCGGAAAAACAGACUGGACCGCAGGCAAGCUGUGGCACGCGCUUCGACCCCAUGAUCGUGUUCCUCCGUCGACGUGUCUUCCUCACGUUGCUGUACUCUUCUGGCCUGCCAACCCUCGGCCCUUGGUGAACCACAAAAAUCACCUGUUCACUGGCCUGAGUAUAGGUGGCCACGCCCUGUGGAAUUGGUGGCAGUGCUUUACCAUGUAUACGCAAUUUCCCUAUAACGUCACCAAUGGCGGAUGGAACGAACAACCCGAGACGCAGGCAGGCGAAGGUGCUGUAUGUGACGCUCAUGGGGACGUGACUCCGGGCAAUCGGUCGCAUGAUGUCGACUGGAUGUUUGUCGAGCAAAACGUUGCCUACAUUCGCAAUCAUUCUCAGAGCCAGCCCUUUUUCGUUUAUCAAGGCAUGGAUAUCGUUCAUCCACCACUGGGUAUGCCAUCAGAUCAAACGUGUGAGAAGUUUUACAACAUGAUUAAUGAGAGCGACGUGACGGUGCCCGACUGGGCUCCACUGGACGAGCUGCACCCCUGUGACCUUCAGUCGGUUAUGCUCAAGGGUUGUUUGCCCAAUCAAGACAAUGCAACUGCUGUCACCAACUUUUACUCCAAAGAUCGACGCCGCCGGGUCCGUCGCAUUUAUUAUGCCAUGAUCGCGGAGUUUGAUGCCAUGGUCGGCGAGUACAUGCAGGCGGUAGAGGACGCCGGUUUGCCACUUUGCAAAAAGAUCAAACUGCGCGAGGAUGUCAAGUCACUCUCUGGGUUGCCUUUUCAGAUGGAACAUCAACAAUUUUACAAGAUGGUUCCGCUGGUGAUUGCUGGCCCAGGCAUCAAAGCAGACACGGAGACGCUUCCCACACAGCACGUGGAUCUUUAUCCCACUUUUAUGGAUUUUGGACAAGUGCCGGCUAGCAUGCGGCCCGAGGGCUUGGACGGCAUUUCCUUGGUGCCGCGCGUGGUGGAGCAGAAGCCACUGGCCAACACGAGCUUUGCCAUUUCGCAAUUCCACGGCGCUGACUUGGGCAUGAGCUGGUACCUUAUUCGCUAUCAGAACUGGAAGCUGGUGACCUAUGGAACGGGCCAGGAGGUGGCGCCACAGCUUUUUGACAUGGUGAAUGACCCCGGGGAAACGCACGAUGUGCAUGCGCAGCAUCCGGAUCUUGUGGCACAACUUGAUGCGCUCUUGCGCAGCCGCAUCGACUAUCCCUCUGUUAGCCUGGACGUGGCCACAUACAACUUGGCCAUGGGCAAGUGGUGGAUCAAUUCGACGGGGCCUGGCUGGAAAGACACCCUUGCCUCCUUUCCAUCCUGGGGCGCCUCAUGGGCUCGCAGAUUCAAUCCUCAGAACCGUACCAUUUCCAUCUCACCCCCGGCCCCCUUCUGUCCCCUUGCACCCACCCAGCAACUCGACAGCAUGUCCGGCAAGUUUACCAUCUCGGCUAUUCUCCCAUCUCUCUUGAUCGUGCACUUUUGCAUGUCGCAUUUUGGUUUGACGGUCAAGGUGCUGUUCGAGUAUGACCCUCAGAACGACGAUGAGCUACGUCUGGUCGUGGGCGAUCUAAUCACAAACGUCAGCAAAGAUUCAGACGGCUGGUGGUCCGGCACAGAUAAACACGGGCAUCACGGCGUGUUUCCAGACAACUUUGUCGAGGAAGUACAAGCCCCUCCCCCGGCCGCCGCGACUCCAGCCCCGGCUGCUGCGACCGCGCCCAGCCGGCCAGCCCCGCCCCCGAUUGCCGCUCCUGCGCAGCCGGCCAAGAAGUAUUGCAAGUGCACGUUCGAGUACGACGCUGCCAAUGACGAUGAGCUCACCCUAGCCGUCGGUGACGUGGUUGAAAUUGUCAAUCAGGACGACGAAGGCUGGUGGGAAGGUAUCCACAAGGGCAAAACCGGCUUGUUCCCCAGCAAUUUUGUCGAGGAAUGUCCGGCGCCAGCGGGUGCCGCCCCUGCAGCAGCGGCGGUGGCUGCUGAUGAUGAUCAAGACAAUGCCAAUGUGAUCCAAGCCAAGAAAGUACAGGGCAUCGGUUUUGGCAACAUCUUUGCCGGUGGUUCCGUGGCCUUGCGCAAGACGAGUGUCAGCUCUAAGAAACCCCCGCCGCCAGCUUCUGCCCCGGCCGAGCCCGCGGCAGCGCCCGCUGCUCACAAGCCGCCGACCACUGGCCCGACCAAACCGCCAGCACCGGCCAAAAAACAAUUCAAGGCGAUCCACGAUUACACGCAGCAGGGUGACGACGAGCUCUCGUUCGUGCCUGGCGACAUCAUCACCCUGGUUUCCGUACCGCCGGGAGAAGAAAUUGAGGGCUGGUUGACCGGCGAACUCAACGGCCGCACCGGCCUUUUUCCGGACAAUUUUGUUGAGGAGCUGCCCAUGCCGGCAGCCGAGCCUCCCGCACCCACUCCAACCCCAGCGCCAAAGGCUGCCAUUCAACCGCCAGCGCGCUCAACCUCUUUGGGCAAGCCACCUGUGCCCCGCAGCCCCUCCAUCAGCCAGAAAGUGCCGCCUCCCCGCUCAGGCAGCACGGCCUCUACGUUGGCGCCGAAGCCAAGCGUUCCUUCCAGCAGCACUGAACCUCCAAAGCCAAAACCAAGCAAACCCGCUGCUCGCAUCCCACCGCCUCAGAAGCCAGCCACUGGACCUGAAAAGCCUGCUUUGAAGCCACCCGCCAGUAAGCCGGUGGCUAGCAACGACAAGCCCAAGCCUCCCGCCCCCGUGCGCAGCAGCUCGUCGCAAAGUCUAGAGCCGACAGACAAGAAUGAUGACAUUCCACCCUGGAAACGCGAACUCAAUAACCGACGUAGUCGAGGAGCUUCCAUGAGCAUGGCCGCACGCCCCAAGCCGGCCGGUGACCCCGCUCCCAAGCCUACUCCAGCACCCGAACCUAUUCCAGCCAAGACCCCCAUCACUGAGCCUAAGCAAGGGUCCCCGCCAGCGCCCGCACCGGAAGCCCAGAAAACCGCAAAGCCCACACCCACCGCACCGGCUACCCAAGCAGCGGAGAGCGGCAGUGCGCCUUCAGUUGACAAGGCACACCUUGAGGCACUCGAGGGCAAGAUUAAUGACAUGAUGACCACGGUCGAGAAGCUGCGCAAGGCCAUGCAAGUGCUGACCAGCGACCUGGACGCCGAGCGCGCCGAGCGCCUUAAGCUACAGGUUGAAGUUGACCGCCUCAAAAAGUUCAAUGAAAUCUGAGCCACCUGCCAAGCAACAUGCCGCGACGAACAUGGCGUGCUUGAACGCAUCGCACCUCGUCCCUCUCAGCUCCUGCGUGGAAGAGGACAACGUGGCUUUGGGUGACGAUCCGUUUUCGAGUUCGGGUAAAUCUUCUCCGUAUGUAUGCCCAUCCGACCCACAGCUGGAACCUCGUCCCAGCACCAAAGCACAGCUGCGGACGCUUGAGCAAAUUGUAGAGCGCUGGCUGGUUCAUCGUCUUCAUUUGUUCUUCCUGCGUGGCUGCCACCCUUCAAACCAAAUGCCUGUGUGUAUCUCACGACGACGUGCUGCAGCAUCACUGUUUAUGUUGUUGUGUUGUUGCUGUUUGAAUGAUGACUUGCGUGCGUGCAAAAGAUCGUUGACCAUGAAUUAAUACGGUGGCC